AUGUAUGGGUCUUUUCUUAUCCUCCUCACCGAUCCGUCAAACAUGAAGAAACCCAACAGUUUCUUACAGUAUCUUAUCAGAUUCUUCAAAUCCCUCUCAAAGAAAGAUUCACAGAAAGAAGAUGACAUAGCAGCCGAGGAACAAAUCCAAUUCUCUCUACAAACCCUUAUCGCAGCAACCCGAGAUUUUCAUUCUGAUCAUAAGCUGGGGGAGGGCGGAUUCGGACCUGUCUACAAGGGGAAAUUGCGUGAUGGAAGAGAGAUAGCAGUAAAGAAGCUAUCGCAGAGAUCGAAUCAGGGGAAGAGGGAAUUCAUGAACGAGGCUACGCUGUUAGCGACGGUGCAGCACAGGAACGUUGUGAACCUUUUGGGUUACUGCGCUCAGGGCGAAGAGAAGCUUCUGGUCUACGAAUACGUCUCUAAUGAGAGCUUGGACAAAAUUCUCUUCAGGAAAACGGCGGAAUUGGAUUGGAAGAAAAGGUAUGAAGUGAUAGCAGGGGUGGCACGUGGACUGCUUUACCUUCAUGAGGAUUCACACAGUGUGAUAAUACACAGGGACAUCAAAGCCAGCAACAUUUUAUUGGACGACAAGUGGUGCCCUAAGAUCGCUGAUUUUGGCAUGGCCCGCCUUUUCCCCGAGUCUGCAACAAAGACCCACGUCAACACCCGUAUCGCUGGCACCAAUGGGUACAUGGCACCGGAGUACGCAAUGCACGGUCAAUUAUCGGUGAAGGCGGACGUGUUCAGUUAUGGUGUUGUGGUACUGGAACUCAUCAGUGGCCAGAAGAACUACACAUUCAACCUCGACCCUGCUUGCCAGAACCUACUUGAAUGGGUGUGGAAGCUUUACAAGAAAGGUCGGAGCUUGGAGAUCAUGGAUCCGGCACUAGCAUCCAGUGCAAUCACUGAACAAGUUGCAAAGUGCAUACAAAUUGGGUUACUAUGCACACAAGCUGACCCAAAGUUACGACCAACAAUGCGUCGAGUGGUUGUGAUGCUAUCAAAGAGGGCUGGGACUCUAGACGAGCCAACCAGACCAGGCUAUCCCCGGUCUAGAAAUGGAAGAACUCCGAGAACCCAUGCCGCCGGUUCUUCUAGUGCCGGUGGUUCGUCUAGAUCUUCCUCUUCUCAGUCAUUCCCAACGACCACAACAACUAAUACAGCUACCACAUCUACUCUCACCAGCCCAAGACCACAUUCUUAUGGGAAGCGUCCCAUGCAAGGAUAGUUCUAGGAGUGUCAAUUUCCAAUCCGAACCGGUUAGAGUCGAAUUCUUAUCGGUUUGGUUUCAUUAUGGGUUUUAUGAAACUGGUAUAAACUGAAAUCAAAUCUGAC
Messenger RNA from Telopea speciosissima, 1334 nucleotides. Its product is annotated as putative receptor-like protein kinase At4g00960. Gene Ontology annotation, molecular function: ATP binding; protein kinase activity. Bases 1 to 1227 code for a protein of 408 amino acids. Gene Ontology annotation, biological process: protein phosphorylation. The record is from RefSeq and is a predicted model, not a curated record. The transcript is spliced from 6 exons. Lineage: Eukaryota; Viridiplantae; Streptophyta; Magnoliopsida; Proteales; Proteaceae.